Oncorhynchus mykiss (rainbow trout) is the source of this 2083-nucleotide messenger RNA. It is a transcript of the gene yipf3, whose product is annotated as Yip1 domain family, member 3. The record is from RefSeq and is a predicted model, not a curated record. Gene Ontology annotation, cellular component: Golgi apparatus. NCBI's taxonomy places the organism in Eukaryota, Metazoa, Chordata, Actinopteri, Salmoniformes, Salmonidae.
GCACGACGUGCUACGCGUUGAGUCUGAGUGACGCAGCCCCAUCUGAUUAGGCAGUGUAAUGCAUUUUUGGGAACAAAUAUUUAUCUUUUAAGCGCCCCUGAUGCUGUAGUUGACAAUUCAUUUGGUUGUAUGUGAGAUUGAAAGUGCAGUUUUCUUUUUAAAAGGGAUCAAGGACACGUUCACCUGCUCUAAAAGAUGGCUUCGUCUGAUGGAAACAAAAACACGAACACGGAACCAUGGGGUGGUUUUGAUGACAACAUUAUCCAGGGCACUGGGUCAGCAGUGAUUGACAUGGAAAACAUGGAUGACACAUCAGGCUCCAGCUUUGAGGACAUGGGGGAGAUGCACCAGCGCAUGAAGGAGGAGGAGGAGGUGGCAGAGGAGGCUGAAGCAACUGAAGAGGAGACUGGAGAGGAUGGCGAGUUUCUGGGAAUAAAGGGUAUCAAGGGCCAGCUGGGGAGACAGGUGGCAGAUGAGGUGUGGCAAGCAGGAAAGCGGCAGGCUUCCAAGGCUUUCAACCUAUAUGCCAACAUAGACAUUCUCCGGCCGUACUUUGAUGUGGAGCCUAUGCAAGUUAGGAACAGGUUGAUUGAAUCAAUGAUACCCAUCCGUAUGAUCAAUUUUCCACAGAAGAUUGCUGGGGAGCUGUAUGGGCCCAUGAUGCUGGUGUUCACGCUGGUGGCCAUCCUCCUGCACGGAAUGAAGACAUCAGGAACAGUUAUUAGAGAGGGUACUCUGAUGGGAACAGCCAUAGGGACAUGCUUUGGUUACUGGCUGGGAGUUUCCUCCUUCAUCUAUUUCCUGGCGUACCUAUGCAAUGCCCAGAUCACCAUGCUCCAGAUGCUGUCUCUGCUGGGUUAUGGUCUUUUCGGGCACUGCGUGGUUCUCUUCGUCACCUACAACGUCCACUUCCACUCCCUGUUCUACAUCCUGUGGCUGGUCGUAGGAGGGCUCUCCACACUGCGGAUGGUGGCUGCUGUUAUCUCUCGGACUGUGGGCCAGACCCCACGCCUCAUCCUCUGUGGAACACUGGCUGCUCUGCAUAUGCUCUUCCUGCUCUACCUGCACUUCGCUUAUCACAAGAUUGUUGAAGGUAUCCUGGACACAUUGGAAGGACCCAACAUGCCCCCCAUCCAGAGAGUGGCCAGAGAUUUGCCUGUGGUGGCCACUGCUGCUAUGAAUGCUGUGAAUGCCACAGUGAAGACCCUUGGUGUUAUCCUGCAGUCACAGUGAUGUUGUGUCCAACAUCAACGAUGAGACCAUAGGCUCAUGAGAACCUGAUUUCCAUGGUGGUGGUGUUGUGUAGAUAAUACAGACUGAUGUGAAGGUCAAAGACCAUGGUGGUUACUGGUUAUAGUUGACAUUCAUCAUGAUACAUGAACAUUGUCUCGGCAAACAAAUCAUCAUCUGUUCACAACAACUAUUGGUUGUUUAUAUUGAACCAAAUCAAAAAACUAGUGAAUGUCAUGUUUGUUCUCUUCAAAUGAUUGACUCCCUUUUUCAUAGGGAUCUUGUAUUUGUUAAAGCAGCUUGAGUGCAUUAAGAUUCCCAGCUGUUUGCAUUUGUUCUCAUGUUUAGACAAAUUAAUAUUCAAUUCAACUCGACACUCUCCUUUUUGUAGGCUUUGUUACACAGGUUAUGGUGAUUCUAUAAAAUUCUAGACGUUCAACGGGAGGACGGUUCCCUAAGGCUGUGUGGUGCCUUCUAUAGUUUCUUCAAAGGAAUUAUUAUUAUUAUUAUCAUGUAUGAUACGGGGUAAAUUUAGAGUUUUAUCUAGCUUGUUUUACACAAUGCACCUCUCUUGUCUGAUAACCUAAUGGGAAAAUAACCAGAUAUGCAGUUGAUAUGUCACGAGAUACUGCAUUAACUUAUGAAUAUUGUUCCUUCUAAUCAGCUUUUGUUUCACCCAGUCAUUUGUGCUGUGCAUUAUUUGUACUUCCUAACAUUUGGGUGGGAUGCAAGGUAACCUCUCCUCCUUUUUAUUUAAAUGUGAAAUUGUAUUUAUAGGGUUAUUGUACAAAACGAUACAAUGGAAAUAAACUUUACGGACCUAAGACAUGGUCUUCUGAAAAAAAAUCAAGAA